AUGCAGGGAGACGGCUGGAAGGAGAGGCUGAUCCACUGGGCCACUGUGCUCUUCAGAGUCGGGCUGUGGCUGGCUCUGGCCUGGGCCCUGUCCCAUCUGCACUUCAGCGCCCCAUGCUUCCUGCUGCCCAUGCUCAUGUGGCUGUACUCUGUGCCCCUCAAGGUCCUCUUCUCCAGGACCAAGAGAGGACCCCACAACCGCCACCACAACCGUAACCGUCACAACCGUAACCGUCACAAGAACAAAGAUCAUUAA
Molecule: messenger RNA, 255 nt
Organism: Knipowitschia caucasica
Lineage: Eukaryota; Metazoa; Chordata; Actinopteri; Gobiiformes; Gobiidae
Source: the annotation of a GenBank genome assembly